AUGGUUUCUCAGGGGAUUCAGAUCAUUGGUAUAUCGAUGGCUGUGAUUGGCUGGUUCAUGGUCAUUGUGGUGUGUGCCUUGCCCAUGUGGAAGGUCACUGCUUUCAUUGGAGCCAACAUCAUCACGGCUCAGACCAUCUGGCAGGGCAUGUGGAUGAACUGUGUGGUGCAGAGUACAGGCCAGAUGCAGUGCAAGGUGUACGACUCCAUGCUGGCUCUGCCCCAGGACCUUCAGGCCGCUCGUGCCAUGAUCAUCAUCUCCAUCCUGACUGGAAUCUUUGGACUGGUCUUGUCAAUCGCUGGCGGGAAAUGCACUAACUGCAUCGAGGAGGAGCGAUCCAAGGCAAAGGCUUGCAUCCUGGCUGGAAUUUUGUUCAUCGUCUCGGGGUUGCUCUGUCUCAUUCCAGUCUCCUGGUCUGCCAACACCAUCAUUACCAACUUCUACAACCCGCUGCUGAUUGAAGCCCAGAGGUAUGAGUUAGGAGCGGCGCUGUACAUCGGCUGGGCGGCUGCUGCACUGCUGCUGAUGGGAGGGGGACUACUGUGUUGGAACUGCCCGCCCAAACAUGAACACCCCCACUAUGUGCCCACGUUCACACCUGUGAAGUCAAUGUCCACAUCAAGAGAAUAUGUAUAA
Molecule: messenger RNA, 636 nt
Organism: Xiphias gladius (swordfish)
Lineage: Eukaryota; Metazoa; Chordata; Actinopteri; Istiophoriformes; Xiphiidae
Product: claudin-4-like
Exons: 1
Coding region: 1-636 (211 amino acids)
Biological process (GO): cell adhesion; bicellular tight junction assembly
Cellular component (GO): bicellular tight junction; plasma membrane
Molecular function (GO): structural molecule activity
Source: RefSeq, a predicted model, not a curated record